GUUUGCCUUUGCGAGUCCCGCGCGCAGUUGCUACCAUGGCCACCAACAGCAUGGGCAGCGUGUGCAACACGCCCAAGAGCCUCAGCCGCCUCACGCGCGCGUCCCGCGUCUCGGCCGUCCAGCUACCGAACGCCUCGUACGUCGAGGAAGACGACAUGGUCGUUGUCGCUGUCGCCGCGCCCGACAACCAAAACACGUUCAAGGCCUUCAUGUAUGGCCUCAUCAACGCCGCGCUCGUCGUGCCCGUGUGCAUGAGUUUCACGGCCAUCAUCUUCAGCAACCCAUUCUUCACACCAUUCAUGCCGACGCUCGUCAAGCUCGUGGGCCUCUCGAGCGCCGUGCACCAGAUCAUGUUUUCAUCACUCAGUUCGCUCCCGUUUGCAAUUGGCCAAGUCCAAGACGCAGGUCUCAUCUUCCUUUCCGCAAUGGCGUCUUCCGUGGUCUCGAUCUUGGCCGACGACCCGACGCUGCCGCCCGAGGCCGUCAUCGCGACGACGCUUGUGACUCUGAGCUCGGCCACCGCGCUUAUGGGUGUCGCACUCAUCAUGACGGGCAAGUACAAACUGGCGAGCUUGGUCCAGUACUUGCCGAUGCCCGUGAUUGGCGGGUACCUCUCGUACAUUGGUUUCUUUUGUAUGGAAGCCGGCCUCGGCCUCAUGGCCAACAAGGAGGUCAAGAACAUCAUGGAGUGGCCGCAGCUCUUCAACUACGACUCGGCGAUCCACAUCCUUCCGGGGCUGCUCUGCGGCGCCGCGCUUUUUAUUCUUUCGUCCAAGCUGCAGCACUUUCUCGUGAUGCCGCUCACGCUCACGUCCGUGUUGCUUGGCUUCUACACGUUCCUCUCCGUCACGGGUCUCUCGUUCGACGACGUUCGCGCCGGCGGCUGGGUCUCGUACCCGCCUGCUGUCACCGCCACGCCGCUCCAAGUCUUUGACCUUUUUGACUUUUCGCUUGUCCAAUGGCGCGCGAUUCCGCCCCAGUUCUUCACGUGGCUGGGCAUGUACUUCGUCGUUGCGUUCUCGUCGAGCUUGGACGUGGCGGCGAUUGAAAUGAACAUGGGCACCGAUCUCGACUACAACCACGAGCUCAAGACUGUCGGCUGGUCCAACACGGUCUCGGGUCUCUUUGGCGGCUUCACGGGCUCGUACAUCUUUUCGCAGACGAUCUUUACGCUCAAGAGCAACACCAACAGCCGCAUUCCCGGUAUUGUUGUGCUCAGCGCCGAGCUGCUCAUCUUUGUGCUGCCGAUUCCGCUCACGGCCUACAUCCCCAAGUUCUUCUUUGGCGGCCUCCUCACCUUGAUCGCGAUCGAUCUCAUGAUGGAAUGGCUGGUGCACGCCUCGUCCAAGCUGCGCUUCCGCGAAUACCUCCUCGUGCUCGCAACGUUCGUCUUGAUCAACCUCUUUGGGCUGGAGCAAGGCAUGAUUUUGGGGCUCAUCUGCGCCAUGACCAACUUUGUCUUCAGCUACGCCGAGGGUGUUUCGGUCGUCAAGACGCUGAGCCGGAGCCGUGUCCAGCGCAGCUACCAAGAGCGCCAGUUCCUCCGCGCGCACCAGGGCCAGAUCGUGACCCUCGAGCUGCAUGGCUAUUUCUUUUUUGGGUCGAGCAUCCGCCUCAUGGAGGUCAUCAAGAAGAGCAUUUACGUGGCGCACGCCAAGGCGACCGAGGCGACGCCGCUCCUGCUCAUGGAGGCUGCGACGCAAAGCAGCGUGUCGCACCCGCUCAAAGUGUGCACGCUCAAGGCCUUUGAAGAACGCAGUGGUGUCAAGUCGGCGAUCGACGAAGAGGCCGAAAUGACGAUGCUGCCGACGCGCUUCUUGCUCUUGGACUUUUCCCAUGUAUCAGGUAUCGACGCCACCGCGUCGCGGAGCUGCUUCACAGCGAUGAAGUCGCUGCUCGCCCGGCACAACAUUGCGCUCGCCUUUGCCCGCCUCUCGCCCGAGAUUGAGCGCCAGCUCCAGAUGAACGGUGUCCUCGACGACGACGACGACUCGACGAGCGACAUUCACAUCUACGCGUCCGCGGACGCAGGCCUCGAGGUGUUUGAGAACGUCCUCCUCAACGAGCGUCCGCCCGCGACGCCCAUCUCCCAGUCGCAAUCGCACAAUUUGUUCCAGAAGCCGCACCAGAUUGCCCGCCUCGCGUCGCCGACGCCGUCGAUCCACUCCGUCUUCCAAGACGCGCUGGACGCGUGGGAUGUGGCGAUCUCGCUCGAGAAGGUCUCUUUGUACUUUGAGCGCCGGGACGUGGACGGCCGAUCGAUUGUGUUUGCCGAGGGCGACGAAGCUGAGAGCGUCUUUGUCGUCGUCUCUGGCGAGCUUGAGAUCUUCCGGCCCGACCACGCACUCGACCGCAUCGUCAAGGUGAGCCACGGGUCGCUCGUCGGCGAAGUCGACUACUACUUGCACCAGCCGCGGUCGUACACAUGCCAGGCCGUGGCCAACUCGGUCAUUUACGAGAUCACCCGCGAGCGCAUGACCAAUAUGGUGCGGGACGACCCGACGCUCUGCACGGCGAUCCAAACCGCGUUCCUCAAGUGCAUGAGUCUCGGCGCGCACAACCACCUCUUUGUGCACCACCGCCUCGAUUAGACAACUAUCAACGUAUCAAGAGGACGAUGUUUAGUGUUGUAUAUCUUCCCACAGCGGCGUGUUUAAAC
Saprolegnia parasitica CBS 223.65 is the source of this 2659-nucleotide messenger RNA. RefSeq lists its product as hypothetical. The transcript has 8 exons. Gene Ontology annotation, cellular component: membrane. Bases 36 to 2591 code for a protein of 851 amino acids. Lineage: Eukaryota; Oomycota; Saprolegniomycetes; Saprolegniales; Saprolegniaceae. The record is from RefSeq and is a predicted model, not a curated record.